Messenger RNA from Macrobrachium nipponense, 621 nucleotides. RefSeq lists its product as uncharacterized. Bases 129 to 509 code for a protein of 126 amino acids. The record is from RefSeq and is a predicted model, not a curated record. Lineage: Eukaryota; Metazoa; Arthropoda; Malacostraca; Decapoda; Palaemonidae. The transcript has 3 exons.
UCCAGUCAUGGUAUAAAGGACAUUGGCUCUGGAAAACCUGUCAGUGCAGUGGCACCCAUGGCGGAAGGAACGCGCUGCGGGAAAUUAGACUGAAUAUUUCACCCACCCUCCGAAAUAAGAUAGAAGCUAUGGCAUCGAACGCAGUCAGCCCCAUCAUCUAUGACCUGCAGCAGAGCCUUGGUGACUUCAGCCUGAGGCAUUAUGCCCAAGGGUAUAACCUUCAGCAUUUCAUCAAAAACCUCGACUUCAAGGUCAUAGGGUGGCUAGCUCUGGCCACAGUGGCAGCCAUAUUUCUGAUCGACCUCUUCAACAGAUCCUAUCCCAACUACGCGAGGAGCCUGGCUUUCACUGCAGCAGACUUCUGGGAAAACAACAAAGUUCGUCUGGGUUUUGCAAAUGAUGGUCGUGGAAGUCGAUCCCUCGAACCUCUGACCGAAGUUUUGGACGCCUUGGCUUCCUCCGUCAAGAAAUGGGAAAAACCUCGAGACGAGAAAAGCCGUUCCGUUUGAAGAAGAUGACCAUCUUACAUCGCUUUGGCCGAAUCUGAGGUUGUUUACAAGACGAAAAUAAAUGUUGGACGAAUGUCUUAUCUCUUUGCUUUCUCCUUUUUCGAUUUCCUUC